Molecule: messenger RNA, 660 nt
Organism: Ostertagia ostertagi
Lineage: Eukaryota; Metazoa; Nematoda; Chromadorea; Rhabditida; Trichostrongylidae
Source: the annotation of a GenBank genome assembly
AUGAAACAUGCUCAGCACCUGCCUGAAGAUGGGGAUGGACCUCCGGCGAAAAACGCAAAGAUAGAAAACUCAGAAGUUGGAAGUUUGAACAAAAAAGUUACUCAAAACAAAAUGGAACUUACAAGUCUGGGUAUUUCCAGGAUAAUUCCGAUUCUUAGUGAUGAAGUUCGCGGCGAAACCGUACCAUUGGCAGAGUUCUACACCAUUCAGUUCUUGGACAAGCAGAAAAUCAGUCCAUUUCUGAAAAAGGUCCCAUUAGUAUGUGAAGGAUUCGAUCAUCUGAAACGAGUGGAUAAAACUGGUCGUGUACUUUUGCAACCCGCCACAAAUCCGCUCUCAGAGAAACAUCUCAUGGUUUUGCAACAACUCGAAAUUGGAGAAUCUCAGGUACAGGUCAUGUUAGUACCAGCAUCAAGGCCUCUUACUGCACGACAGUUUGACUGGGCAAAAGAGUAUUGGCCCACAUCUUUCCAUCCGGAUAAGGAGCUCGAAAGUUUGCUCGAUGGCACGUUUUUCUCCGAUGAAGAAAAAACAUCAGUGUACCGCUGGAGUGAGCAUGCACUCGAAGUGGGAUGUAUUGUCGUACAGAAUGGUGUUUGUAGCGUAAGCAGGGUCCGUACUCGGAACGCCUUCUCGGACACGGCUGUUCUCAUGGGAUAG